Messenger RNA from Micromonas pusilla CCMP1545, 1050 nucleotides. RefSeq lists its product as uncharacterized. Lineage: Eukaryota; Viridiplantae; Chlorophyta; Mamiellophyceae; Mamiellales; Mamiellaceae. The transcript has a single exon. Gene Ontology annotation, molecular function: DNA-binding transcription factor activity; DNA binding. Gene Ontology annotation, biological process: regulation of DNA-templated transcription. The coding region runs from base 109 to 1050 and encodes 313 amino acids. The record is from RefSeq and is a predicted model, not a curated record.
CGCACGCCUCGACACGCGCGCAGAACGCACGAACGUCCGGGUGCUUCCCGCGCGUUUCGUUGAUCCACGCGUUGUCGCGAACUUAGUCGCUCGCGGCGCGCGUGAAGAAUGGCUCCGGGCGGCGAUCACGUCGCGAACGCGCGCGACGCCUCGAUCCGCGGGGAGGCGCCGGACGAUGGUGUCUUUUUGGACGAUCGCGCGCGCGCGGUUCUCGGCGGGCGCAAGCGCGCGCGCGAGACGAGCGGCCAUCCCACCAACGAAGACGACGACACGCCGACGGACUCUCCCGCGCCCACCCCCGGGGUGAUCCCGACGCCGGAGCAGGGCACGCCGAUGAUCAGCGUCGACGGCGUGAAGAAGAAGCGCAACAGCAAGCCGAAGCGAAUCCAGUUCGGCGAACCCCCGCCGGGGGUGAUCAACAUCGCGAUCGAUCCCCCGAACGGGCGCUACAACAAGAACGGCGUGUGUCAUCACAAAGCCUCCGGGAAGUGGCGCGCGAUCGUGUACGUGAACAAGAAGCAGGUCAACCUGGGGUACUUCACGACGAAGGAGGAGAGCGAGGAGACGGUGCGGCGGGCGAGAGAGUUUGGCCUUCCCCCCGGGUUCGUGAAUUGUCGCGCGCACGCGCAGCCGAAGCGAUCGGCCAUCAACGGCGUGAACUGGGACAAGCACUGCAAGCGGUGGCUCGCGCGCGUGUACGAGCCGACGAAGGACGGGAAGAAAGGGAAGGAGCACAAGGUGGGGUACUACGACGACGAGGAGGAGGCGGGCAGGGCGAUCAUCGCGCGGAGGAAGGAGCUCGGACUCCCGGAGAAGUCGACGCGGAAGAAGCGCGAGAAGAAGACUGGGACCGGGACCGUCGCGGCGGCGGCGGCGGCGGGCGCGGCGGCGUCGCUCGCGACGAUCGGCGUCGGAGGCGGCGGCGGCGGCUCGGGCGCGGGCGCGGUCGAGGCGUCGGUGAACUUCGACGGGCUCGUCGAUCUCGGCGCGGUGGAGGCGAUGACCGUGGGGGGCGCCCUGGGGGUUCCCCCGCCGCGAUCGCGGCGUUGA